Girardinichthys multiradiatus is the source of this 1706-nucleotide messenger RNA. RefSeq names its product gastrula zinc finger protein XlCGF8.2DB-like. Gene Ontology annotation, biological process: regulation of transcription by RNA polymerase II. The record is from RefSeq and is a predicted model, not a curated record. The transcript has 2 exons. The coding region runs from base 339 to 1382 and encodes 347 amino acids. Gene Ontology annotation, molecular function: DNA-binding transcription factor activity; RNA polymerase II cis-regulatory region sequence-specific DNA binding. NCBI's taxonomy places the organism in Eukaryota, Metazoa, Chordata, Actinopteri, Cyprinodontiformes, Goodeidae.
UCGAAAACUAACCCGGAAGUGUCUUUCUCAUAGCAACAGAAGCUACGCGACUAAAGUUUAGUUUCCUUUUUUUACAUGCAUGAAACUAUCUCGUUCAAACAAGUCCUAUGAGUAUUGUAUCGUCUCUUAAAAGUCAUAAUUAAAAGCAUUAAUCGGGUUUUAUUCUUUUUAUUAUUUCGUUUUAGCUGAAUUUCCUCCCGCAGUCAUUAGUGGCUCCGAGUUUUAGCUUAGCUUGUUAGCUUAAGGCUGACAGGAACACAGCGAGUCAGAGAGACUUUGAUGGAGAACAGAUUGUUUCUGAUUGAGUUUAAGGAGAGACCAGUUUCUGCUGCGACUGUAUGAAAGCCUCAGAAGUUCAGUGUGUUGAAGAAAGAACAAUAGAAAUGGAGGAACCAACACACGAUGUCCAGCAACUGUUGAUGAUCAAAGAAGAGCUUCUUGUUGAGGAGCAGAACUGGAGUCCCCGACCGGACCUGGUAGACCAAAAGCCUCCACAGGUUAAAAAGGAGCAGGAGGAUGCUGAAAUCACUGAGUUUACAUUCAGUCCUGUCAAUGUGAAGAGUGAAGAGAAUGAAGAGAAACCUCAGCUCUCAGAACUUCUGUACAGUCAAACUGGCGGGAACACAGAGUACAUGGGAUCAGAUCAAUGUUUACCAUCCGAUGAUGAAGACAAAACUUCAAAUUGUUCUUCAGAGACGGACGUCAGUGAUGGAAACUGGGAGGAAAGUGAAUCUCAGUCAGGUUUAGACUCUGUGAAAAAUAAUGAGGUCCCUUUUGGUGAGAAAGGUAAAAAGUUACACAUCUGUCCCGACUGCGGUAAAACAUUCAGAAGCAGGCAAGGUCUGUUAGGACACAACAGAAUACACACCGGAGAAAACCCUUUCAGCUGCUCCAUCUGUAACAAAACCUUUUCUUCUAAAGGAAACUUGCAAAAGCACACAAAGGUCCACACAGGGGAAAGACCUUUCAAAUGUUCUAUCUGUGGUGCGGCUCUUAAAAGUAAAAACGCAUUAAUAGAACACACAAGAACCCACACUGGGGAGAAGCCUUUCAGCUGCUACCUCUGCGGCCGAAGCUUUGGCUUCAGGUCGUAUCUGACCGUUCACAUGAAGUGUCACUCUGAAGAAAAACCUUACAGCUGUUCCGUCUGUACAGCGGCAUUCAAAAGGAAAAACGCUUUACUGGCACACAUAAAAACCCACACUGGUGAGAAGCCUUACAGCUGCUCGGUCUGUGGCAAGAACUUUGCUCACUGUGUAAGUCUAACAUGUCACAUGAGAAGUCACACAGGAGAGAGACCUUACACCUGCUCCAUCUGUAAGGCAACGUUCAAGUGGAAAAAUACAUUCACCAACCACAUAAAAAUCCACACAGAUGAGUAACGCUAAGCUGCACAGACUCUGGUUGAAUCUUCAGCCGGUUUCUGCUGCACUGUCUGUAAAAGAGCUUUUUAAAGGACUUAAACUUCACAGGAAGACCCUGGAUGCCAACCUGGGGAGAAGCUGCUGAAAUGCAACACAACAGUUGGUAGGAUUGGAUCUAAAUAUGUGAUUUGAUUUCAUUGGAUUGAUUUGAAUUGAUUCUUGAUGAGGUUGGACCCUUUUUAACAGGAUAUGAACUGGACCUGUUUGUCCUGCAAAGUGCCUUAAGAAUAUAUUUGUUAACUGGUGCCAAAUAAAAAAGUUGAAUUGAUGGACAGCAGAAAA